This is a messenger RNA of Symphalangus syndactylus (siamang), 3170 nucleotides long. It is a transcript of the gene PTPN5, whose product is annotated as protein tyrosine phosphatase non-receptor type 5. Gene Ontology annotation, cellular component: plasma membrane; cytosol; cell junction. Gene Ontology annotation, molecular function: protein kinase binding; protein tyrosine phosphatase activity. Lineage: Eukaryota; Metazoa; Chordata; Mammalia; Primates; Hylobatidae. The record is from RefSeq and is a predicted model, not a curated record. Gene Ontology annotation, biological process: signal transduction; protein dephosphorylation.
AACACUAGGGCUCUGUAAAGCACAGUUAGAAAAACUAGGGUUGAACCCAAACCCCAUCUUCCAGGUGGGGAAACAAGAUCCAGAGAGGGAGUGACUCUCCGGAAUCACUAGGGACAGACCCAGAAGUGGCCCCAGACAUCUGGUAUCAAUUCUGCUACACCAGGAUUUUCCUACACUUCGCCCUAACUGCCCCCAGCCUCUCAGUGUGCAGGGAGUCUUGAGAUGGGGUGGGGGCACAUGGCUGUGGUCUGUCAAGAGUCCGGCCUCCAGCCCCAGUUGGGGCAUGGCCCACAUGAGACAAAAAUCCACAGGGCAGGCGUGGGUGGGUUGCUCAGGGUCAUAGCCUGGUUAUGCCAUGUCUUUUUUUUUUUUUCUGCUGCUGCUGCUUUUUUAAUUGAGUUUGAGGUGGUUGUUUUUUGUUUCCUUAAGAGAUGGAAAAGAAUGAAGCUGCGUAAAUACAACUAUAUUAACUCCCUGGAAAACCUCCUGCCAUUUUAACUCUGUUACUGGAGAAAUAAAAGAGAAAUAAUUUGUCCACCCACACUUAGCUCUUUCUGACGAAGGUCUCCCCCAGCCGAUAGUGAUGGAGGCACUGGACGAGGCUGAAGGGCUCCAGGACUCACAGAGAGAGAUGCCGCCACCCCCUCCUCCCUCGCCGCCCUCAGAUCCAGCUCAGAAGCCACCACCUCGAGGCGCUGGGAGCCACUCCCUCACUGUCAGGAGCAGCCUGUGCCUGUUCGCUGCCUCACAGUUCCUGCUUGCCUGCGGGGUGCUCUGGUUCAGCGGCUAUGGCCACGUCUGGUCACAGAACGCCACAAACCUCGUCUCCUCUUUGCUGACGCUCCUGAAACAGCUGGAACCCACGGCCUGGCUUGACUCUGGGACGUGGGGAGUCCCCAGUCUGCUGCUGGUCUUUCUGUCCGUGGGCCUGGUCCUCGUUACCACCCUGGUGUGGCACCUCCUGAGGACACCCCCAGAGCCACCCACCUCACUGCCCCCUGAGGACAGGCGCCAGUCAGUGAGCCGCCAGCCCUCCUUCACCUACUCAGAGUGGAUGGAGGAGAAAAUCGAGGAUGACUUCCUGGACCUCGACCCAGUGCCCGAGACUCCUGUGUUUGAUUGUGUGAUGGACAUCAAGCCUGAGGCCGACCCCACCUCGCUCACCGUCAAGUCCAUGGGUCUGCAGGAGAGGAGGGGUUCCAAUGUCUCCCUGACCCUGGACAUGUGCACUCCGGGCUGCAACGAGGAGGGCUUUGGCUAUCUCAUGUCCCCACGUGAGGAGUCCGCCCGCGAGUACCUGCUCAGCGCCUCCCGUGUCCUCCAAGCAGAAGAGCUUCACGAAAAGGCCCUGGACCCUUUCCUGCUGCAGGCGGAAUUCUUUGAAAUCCCCAUGAACUUUGUGGAUCCGAAAGAGUACGACAUCCCUGGGCUGGUGCGGAAGAACCGGUACAAAACCAUACUUCCCAACCCUCACAGCAGAGUGUGUCUGACCUCACCAGACCCUGACGACCCUCUGAGUUCCUACAUCAAUGCCAACUACAUCCGGGGCUAUGGUGGGGAGGAGAAGGUGUACAUCGCCACUCAGGGACCCAUCGUCAGCACGGUCGCCGACUUCUGGCGCAUGGUGUGGCAGGAGCACACGCCCAUCAUUGUCAUGAUCACCAACAUCGAGGAGAUGAAUGAGAAAUGCACCGAGUAUUGGCCGGAGGAGCAGGUGGUGUACGACGGUGUUGAGAUCACUGUGCAGAAAGUCAUUCACACGGAGGAUUACCGGCUGCGACUCAUCUCCCUCAAGAGUGGGACUGAGGAGCGAGGCCUGAAGCAUUACUGGUUCACAUCCUGGCCCGACCAGAAGACCCCAGACCGGGCCCCCCCACUCCUGCACCUGGUGCGGGAGGUGGAGGAGGCAGCCCAGCAGGAGGGGCCCCACUGUGCCCCCAUCAUCGUCCACUGCAGUGCAGGGAUUGGGAGGACCGGCUGCUUCAUUGCCACCAGCAUCUGCUGCCAGCAGCUGCGGCACGAGGGUGUGGUGGACAUCCUGAAGACCACGUGCCAGCUCCGUCAGGACAGGGGCGGCAUGAUCCAGACAUGCGAGCAGUACCAGUUUGUGCACCACGUCAUGAGCCUCUACGAAAAGCAGCUGUCCCACCGGUCCCCAGAAUGACUGCGCUUCUCCUACAAGGUUCUCUGGGCACUGCCCAGCCUGAGUCUCGGCCCUCAGCCAGGGCCCCGCCUCGGGUCCUAGGCCUGCUCCCCGCUUCCUCCCCUUCAGUCAGCUCCCUCUGUCCUCUGUCAGCCUGGCCUGGCCCCUACCCUCCAGCAUUGCUCUUCCUACUGUACAUAUUGGGGAGUGGGGGGCAGGGUCGGGGAGGGACAUGCCAGGCCAGGCCUGGGGCCCCAGGGCCUGACCCACACCACGCAGAUCCCGGGCCCCAGUUUUUAACGAUGGUUCCAUCAAUACCUGAUCCAGAAUGUUUCCGUGCUACACUCUGUGUCCUGCUGCAGUGUGUUCUGUCUGUCCAUCCAUCUCUGCUCUCUGUACCGGACACUGUGUCUCCUCGGCCAGGAAGGGGUAAUGAGCUCCAGCCCCUUAAGCAACCGGACUUGUCUGCCUCGGCCUCACCCGUACUUCUCCCAAAAGGCAGAUGACCGGGAGUUAGGCAUGGGGAGCUCCGGAGGGUUACCAGAGAGCUUUCAGCUGAGGGAGAGUUCUCUAGGUUGGAGUGGGCGUCACAGCCAGGGUGGCCUCUGGGUGUCAGAUGUCCUCAGGAGGGUGCCCAGCCUGUGAGGCACUGGCAAGGUAGGGGGCAGAUGGGGCAUGGAGAACCCAGAGGAUCUAGACCCUGUUGGGGAGGGGAGGGGAGCUCAAGGUUUGGGUGGGGACUCAGCCCCAGAUCUGUGUGAGGCAUUUUUCUGUGUCACUGUGGGAAAGCCUUCCCAGAAGUCUCACUGCGUGUCGCUCUGCGUGUGUUCCCAUGUCCGUGUGUGUUGAGAGCCCAUCACGAGGGCAUGCAUGACUCUUUGGCAACAUGUGUUAUCUUGGAGCCACGUGUUUUUAUUGCUGACUUUAAAUAUUUAUCCCACGGCAGACAGAGACAUUUGGUGUCUUUUUAUAAUUCGCUCGUGGUCAUUGAAUAGAGCAAUAAACGGAGCAUUUUGAGCAAAACUAA